AAGUACUGACCUUAUCGGUAGGCGAGUUGGCAUUCGGCGAGGAAGUGGAGGAGAUUUCAGGAACUCAAUCGCGCAUAGUUCCAGCUUGUAUUAUCCAUAAGCUGUCGGCGCCAUGGCGAAGACAAAAAAGCGUGCGCAAGCGCGCAUCAGCUCGAAGCCCAGUGGGUUCAACCCGGCCGGGCACAGCAUGAACCCGGACCGGGCGUCGGCCAAGGUGGACCUGCGGGGCGCGCCGUUCGCGCGCGACCGCGCCACCAUCAAGCGCCUGCAGAUGUACCGCAACCAGAAGGCCAAACGGGACAAGCACGGCAAGAUACUGCGACCGAUGCCGUUCCAGUCGAAGCUGACGCCGGGCACGGUGGCGCGCGUCGAGCCGAAUCAGCGAUGGUUCGGUAACACGAAGGUCAUCUCCCAGGGCGCGCUGCAGAAGUUCCAGGAGGAGCUGGGCGCGGCCGUCAAGGACCCGUACCAGGUGGUGAUGAAGCAGAACAAGCUGCCCGUCACGCUGCUCGGUGAGCGUGCCAAGACGCAACGCGUCCACCUGCUGGAGACGGAGAGCUUUGACAGUGUGUUUGGACCCAAACGGACGCGCAAGCGGCCCAAGAUCACCACCAGCGACCUGGCCAGCUACGCCGAGCGCGUGUCGGCAACGCAGGACCGGUACGCGCCCGAGAAGGACCGCGACCUCGUGCGCGAGGCGCCUGACGUGCGCGAGGGCCAGCGCGACUGGGUCAUGGGCGCCGGACAGAGCAAGCGCAUCUGGAACGAGCUGUACAAGGUGAUCGAUUCGUCGGAUGUGGUGGUGCAGGUGCUGGACGCCCGCGACCCGAUGGGCACGCGGUCACCCUACGUGGAGAAGUACCUGAAGAAGGACAAAGCGCACAAGCAUCUCAUCUUCGUGCUGAACAAGGUGGACCUUGUGCCGACUUGGGUGACGCAGAAGUGGGUGGCGAUGCUGAGCCAGGAGUACCCGACCAUGGCCUUCCACGCGUCGCUGACCAACUCGUUCGGCAAGGGCGCGCUCAUCAACCUGCUGCGCCAGUUCAGCAAGCUGCACUCUGACAAGAAGCAGAUCAGCGUCGGCUUCAUCGGCUACCCCAACGUGGGCAAGAGCUCCAUCAUCAACACCAUCAAGACGAAGAAGGUGUGUAAGGUAGCGCCGAUCGCCGGCGAGACCAAGGUGUGGCAGUACAUCGCGCUGAUGAAGCGUAUCUACUUGAUCGACUGUCCCGGCGUUGUGUACCCGUCCGGUGAGACGGACACCGAGAAGGUGCUGAAGGGCGUGGUGCGUGUCGAGCUCAUCAGCAGCCCCGAGGACUACAUCCCGGCCGUGCUGGAGCGCGUGCGGCCCGAGUACAUGCGGCGGACGUACGGCGUGGCCGACUGGACCGACUGUGAAGACUUCCUGGAGCGCAUCGCCAAGCGCACCGGCAAGCUGCUCAAGGGCGGGGGCCCGGACGUCAACACCGUCUCCAAGCAGAUCCUGAACGACUUCCAGCGCGGCCGGGUCCCGUACUUCGUGCCGCCGCCCGGCUGCGGCACGGCUCGCGAGGCGGGCGCGGCCGACCCGCGGGCGGAGCAGGCCGGCAGCAGCGCGCAGGCGCAGGCUGAGCAGGCCGGCGCCAGUGGGGAGGCGCAGGCGGCGGACGGCGAGGAGCCCCAGGCGCAGCCGGUGCACGCCGUCAGCCAGGACCUCAGUCGCGUGCGCACUGACCUGGAGUUCGAGGGCGACGACGACCAGCCGCUGCAGCAGGACGAGGAUCUGUACGUGUCGGACGACGAGCCGGACGAGUCCGAGAGCGAGGACGAGAGCGAGCCGCUGCAGGUGGAGCCGCAGCCGGCCACCGCGGGCGCCAGGAGCAAGCGGAAGUCGGGCAAUAAGAGGAAACUCGUCGAGGACGACGGCGAUGGUGCAGAGAAGUCUGCCGACAAGAAAACAGCCAAGCAGAGGCGGAAAGAGGAACGGGAAAAGAAAAGCAAAAAGAUAGGAUCCAAUUUUUACGACGUUGUUAAUGUCAAGAACAAGAACCGAACGAAGCCAAAGGCUUCUAACGUAGUACCAGGAAAGCGAAAUCAGCAGAAGAAAAAAAAGCGAGCCUCCUGAUUGUUUUUUUUUUUUUUUUUUGGUGCGAUGGAUUGAUGGUGACUUGUCAUGUCUUAUGCCUUGAAAUGGGAACGAUUGGGAUAGCAUGCUGCUAGACCCAAAGAAGUGUAAGAUCCUAUUGAUAGGAGGGUGUCUCAAUAUAUGUUAAUGGGCCACGAA
Messenger RNA from Pollicipes pollicipes, 2263 nucleotides. RefSeq names its product nucleolar GTP-binding protein 2. Gene Ontology annotation, molecular function: GTP binding. The transcript has 2 exons. Lineage: Eukaryota; Metazoa; Arthropoda; Thecostraca; Pollicipedomorpha; Pollicipedidae. Gene Ontology annotation, cellular component: nucleolus. The coding region runs from base 113 to 2104 and encodes 663 amino acids. The record is from RefSeq and is a predicted model, not a curated record.